Cetraspora pellucida is the source of this 1074-nucleotide messenger RNA. The record is from the annotation of a GenBank genome assembly. NCBI's taxonomy places the organism in Eukaryota, Fungi, Glomeromycota, Glomeromycetes, Diversisporales, Gigasporaceae.
AUGGAUAACUUUUCUUUUCAUAAAUUUCAUGUUCACAAAUUCAAUCGAUUUUUUGUUGCAUGUUUUAUUAUCAUCACCAUUAUUUGGACAAAAUAUACUUUUUUUGAUGGAAAUGUGAAAAAUGUUAUAAACGAUAAUAAAGGAUAUAAUUCAAAUUUUAUUAAAUAUAAUCUUCAGGAUGUGAGAAACAAAAUUGAACCACGAAAACCACCUAUUAGAUUCAAAUCAUACAUUUACCCAUUUGGUAUAAAUGAAAACCUAAUAACACCACCAUUGACUAUUAAAUCAAUAAGAAAACUUGGUUAUGAUGAGUAUAAAAUAGCUAAUUAUGAAGAAAAUUCACCCUAUGAAGUAGAAGUAAAAGAGGAAAUUGAGUAUGAAGAUGGUGUUUCCCAUUUAAUUUGGUUUUAUGCUAAUGCAGACUAUGAGGAUCAAAGACCUUCAGCGUUUAUCCGAAACACACCUAUAGUAUAUUACUUCCUUAGCAAUUUAAGAAAAAAAGUUAAGAUACCUUUACUAAACAAAGUGUUAGUAAAUAAUCAUACAACUUAUUCAAUAAAAGGUACAAAUGACGUUUUACAAACUAUCAAACACGGUGAAUCUAAUCCUUACUUUGUGAAAAAAGCGCAAAUAAUUGCAAGUAGAUUUGAGUCAUUCCUUUACCAAUUUGGUAUAAAUGAAAACCUAAAAACACCACCAUUGACUAUUAAAUCAAUAAGAAAACUUAAAGAUGAUGAACAUAAAUUGGUUAAUUAUAAAGAAAAUUCACCAUACGAAGUAGAAGUGGAAGAGGAAAUUGAGUAUGAAAAUGGAGUUUCUCAUUUAAUUUGGUUUUUUGCUAAUGCAGACUACGAAGAUAAAAGACCUGCUUCGUGGAUCUCAAACACACCUAUUGUAUAUUAUUUUCUUAGCAAUUUAGGAGAAAAAGUUGAGAUACCUUUACUAAACAAAGUGUUGGUAAAUAGUCACACAACUUAUUCAGUAAAAGGUACUAAAGACGUUUUGCAAACUAUUGAAGAUGGAAAAUCUGAUGCUGACUUGGUGGAAAAAUCGCAAAACAUCGAAAAUGAAUAA